CCCCAGCAUCUUCAAGCUGCAGUUUCCUGCCUGAAGGGAGAGACGAGUACAGAUAAAAGGGGUGCAGCGGGUUUGAGAACACCAUAGUGCUCUAUAGAGCCCCAAUCUCCACACCUCCUCCAGCAAAUACACUAGCUGCUGCUCCCUGGUCUCGGAUCUCCGAUCUCCACAAUGAGCCUCCCGCUCCGCAGCUCCGCCCGCAUCUCUAAGCGGUCCAGCUCGCCGUUCACGCUGCUGGCGAUUCUGAUGCUGCUUACAUUGCCGCAGCAUCUAGCUGAAGCUGCUCCUUCUGCAGGCAUAGCAACCGUAACUGAGCUGCGUUGUAUUUGCUUAACCGUAACUCCAAGAAUUAACCCCAAAAUGAUCGCUAAUUUGGAGGUGAUCCCUGCAGGUCCACAGUGCUCCACGGUGGAAGUCAUAGCUAAGCUGAAGAAUCAGAAGGAUGUCUGUCUGGACCCAGAAGCUCCAUUGAUUAAGAAAAUCAUUCAGAAAAUACUGGACAGUGAAAAAAAGAAAACCAAGCGGAAUGCACUUGCAGUGGAAAGAUCGGCCAGUGUUCAAUAGAAAGAUUUCUGAGCACUCUGCCCCCAGUGAAGACAAGAAGGAAGGGCUGAUUCUCGCCACCUACGGAUUUUCUUUAUGAACUCCUUGCUUUGAUGAGAAAAGAGAAACCACUGUCCCUUGAAGUUGCCUGCUCAUCUUAUGAGUGUAUUUAGCAAAAUAUUUCUUAUUGUCUCCUAUCUGUUACACUAUUAGAAAUUGUGGUACUUUAGAGUGUAGGUCAAGAAUCAUUGAUUGUUAACCUUUCAAAAUGUCUUGAAUUGAAGGUGACUAUUGUAUUGUGCCUCCAGAAUAUAUAUAUGUGUGUGUAUAUAUACAAUAUAUGUAUUUGUAGUGCCUUUGUAAUGUUCAUGAGAAGGCAACCCUCAUCCUCUCUCUAUGAAAUGGGAGCCUCUUUUACUCUUGUUUCUUGGGUGUGUUAAAGAGCUUUCUUACAUCUGAGGAGCCUGGCAUAUAACUUUUUAUGGUUUUAGAAAGCUGCUAUGUCAUGCAGAAAACCUGUGUAGAAUACAUUUCCUUAUUUAGAAUUUCUAAAUAUGUAAGUUCUAGAAGGAUCAAUGUGUUCUCAUCUUAUAAUUUUAGACAUCUGAUGUCUUCUUAGUAUGGCAUAAUGUCAUGACUUACUAAUCAAACCAUAUGCUAUUUAUUAACUAGUCUAUUAGUAUUACUAUUUGGGCCACUAAGUAUAUAUUUUAGAUAGAUGAAGAAGGUAAGAAGCAAGGAAACUCCUUAGUUUUCAUAAAAAAUAAUUGGAAAGUUAUUUCGAGUGAGAGAAACUUUAGCAAAUAUCUAUACUCUUAGAGUUUUGAAAACAUAUUUAACAUGCUUGAAUAUGCAUUGCUGAGAUAUUUAGAUGUCUGUAGUUGUCUUUUAAAGAGUUUGCUUUAUUAUAAGGAAAUUAAUGAAUGCACCACAUCCAUUACUUUAAGACUGUACAUCUUAAAGUGUCUCACUUGUUCAUAUUACUUUUUUGAGGAAAA
Apodemus sylvaticus (European woodmouse) is the source of this 1541-nucleotide messenger RNA. It is a transcript of the gene Cxcl6, whose product is annotated as C-X-C motif chemokine ligand 6. NCBI's taxonomy places the organism in Eukaryota, Metazoa, Chordata, Mammalia, Rodentia, Muridae. The transcript is spliced from 4 exons. Gene Ontology annotation, cellular component: extracellular region. The record is from RefSeq and is a predicted model, not a curated record. Gene Ontology annotation, molecular function: CXCR chemokine receptor binding; chemokine activity. Gene Ontology annotation, biological process: cellular response to lipopolysaccharide; chemokine-mediated signaling pathway; inflammatory response. The coding region runs from base 172 to 564 and encodes 130 amino acids.